Messenger RNA from Spodoptera litura, 4115 nucleotides. It is a transcript of the gene Ppa, whose product is annotated as F-box and leucine rich repeat protein partner of paired. Gene Ontology annotation, cellular component: SCF ubiquitin ligase complex. The record is from RefSeq and is a predicted model, not a curated record. Gene Ontology annotation, biological process: SCF-dependent proteasomal ubiquitin-dependent protein catabolic process. Gene Ontology annotation, molecular function: protein binding. Lineage: Eukaryota; Metazoa; Arthropoda; Insecta; Lepidoptera; Noctuidae.
ACGACGCGCGUCACGUGCCGGCGACCGCGACCAAUAGCCGCGCUCGGGCGGCCGCGGGGUGCCGCGGGGGGACGCUGCGGGGGGCGGCACUCUCCGCCGACCGCCAGUACACGAGGAGCACCGCGCGAGACGGACGCACGCCGCGCGCGCUCCCCACUAUACGAGUUUCACCGAAAACCGGUCCGAUGCAUCGUGACAUGUUAUAGUGUGCAGUGACGCCGCUAUGAGUACGUGGACGGAGGACGUGAUGUCCUGGCGGGACGAUAGGCUUGGACUUACCGAACUGAGGGAGCCUACUACUAAUAGAAGAAAACUACGCAGUGCGCCUUACAGACUACAUCGGCCACACUUGCCCGUGCCUCACGUGCCCGAGCCACCGCCGGAGCCUCAGGGAACACACAUCUCAAGGUUGUACCCGGAACUGUUAGCUCUGAUAUUCGAAAGGUUGCCCGUGCGAGACAGAGGCCGCGCGGCACAAGUUUGCCGCGCUUGGAGGGACGCAGCUGAUCGACGGUCCGUGUGGCGCGGAGUUGAGGCCGCGCUGCAUCUCCGCAGGCCGGCGCCCGUGCUGUUCGCGUCGCUGGCCAGGCGAGGCGUGCGCAAGCUGCAGGUGCUGUCGCUGCGCCGCGGCUUACGGGAUGCAGUGGCGGCGCUGCCAGGCCUCGAGUCGCUAUCACUCAGUGGGUGCUACAGCGUAACCGAUGCAGCCCUAGCAAGCGCGUUCGCAGCGGAACUACCAGCACUACGGAGACUAGACCUGUCUCUGUGCAAGCAAGUGACCGACUCAUCACUCGGAAGAAUAGCACAGUCGCUGAAAAACUUGGAAGAGUUAGAACUGGGCGGCUGCUGCAACAUUACAGAUACGGGACUCCUGCUUAUUGCUUGGGGCCUCAGGAAACUGCGGCACUUGAACUUGCGAUCAUGUUGGCACGUAAACGAUGCGGGGAUAGCACAUCUGUGCGGAGGCGGAGAGGCGCGAGGAACUCCAGAGCUCGAGUACUUGGGAUUACAAGACUGCCAAAGGUUGACAGAUGAAGCGUUAAAGCACGCAGCUACAGGUCUUCCUAAACUCAAAUCCAUAAACCUUUCCUUCUGUGUCGCCGUGACAGAUGCGGGCUUGAGGCAUCUAGCUCGACUACCCUAUCUCGAGGAUGUAAACCUACGAGCCUGCGACGGGAUAUCGGACGCGGGGCUGGCGCACCUGGCGGAGAGCGGUAGGCUGCGGUCGCUGGACGUAUCGUUCUGUGAUAAGGUCGGGGAUGAGGCGCUAUCGCACGCGACGCUGGGGCUGUCGGGGCUUCGGUCGCUGUCCCUGAGUGCUUGCCGCCUGACAGACGAGGGCCUGGAGCGGGUCGCCAGGCUAUCACAGCUAGAAACGCUAAAUUUAGGCCAGUGCACGAAGGUCACUGAUAGAGGGCUUCGCGCGCUCGGCGACGGCCUCCUCAAUCUGAGAGCGAUAGACUUGUACGGGUGUACGUGUAUCACUCCGCAAGGCUUGGACCACAUCGUGAAGUUGCCUCGGCUUAGUAUACUUAACCUCGGACUGUGGCAUGUGCGGUGACCACACACACACUAGGUAGUGUCCGUGCGCGCGUGUGUGAGUGCGACGGCCAUGUUGAAGUGAAGGAGCGCCAAGGUUGUAGGUAUACUCUGGACAGUGAAUAAAAGAAUUAACCAAUUUUAAGAUAUUAACUAUCGAAUUAUUAUUUAGGAUAUGGGGGCGGCUUUCUGUUUACAUGUUUCUGUUUUCUGAUCAGUUUGUUGUUUGUUGUGUCAACUUCAUCUGUGUUCAUUGAAAGACAAGUUUUCGUUUAAGUUUCUCGAAGAAAGUUGCCCCAAUACCUAGUCGCAAUGUUGAGCCAGGCCUUUUUGAAUGUUCUCUGUUUUACUUUUGUUCUGCCUUCACUAUACUUUGUUAUUACUUGGUUCUGUUACAUCUUCAACUUUGUUAAUAUCUAAAGUUUUACAAUAUUUAAAAAGGUCUGGUUUAUUAAAAUAAUUUGCUCCAUUAGUUAGGUAGGUAUUUAGCCAUUCUUCAAAUUUAUUAAUGUUUUUAAUUCGAUCUUGUGCGUGAACUUAGGAGCUAUCCAAAUUGUUACAUGUUAGGUUUUUAUAUUUAAUUUUGUGAUGGAAGCAUGGUUUGGGAGAUGUAAAUUGUGUUGUAAUGAAAAGAAAUCUUCCAAAGUGCAUUUAGGUGUGAGUUUUGUUUGUAAAUUCGCAAUGUUUGCUUCGAUUAGCGGCCUAAAGUUCAUUUUUGAUAUAUUUUGAUGCUCAACAUGAAGUCAUCCGCAGAUUUGAUUGAAAAUUAGUUGCCAAAAUGUUGGACUAGGCGUAGAAGUAACGUAAUAAAUAACCAAUCAUGUUUAACUCGAGUACCGGUUUUGUAGACACAAUUAUAGAACAAUAGGUUGCGGUCACCGGUGACCGCUUGGUGUUUGACAGUUUAAACUAAGACGGAAAUCAAUGAGAUCCUUGUUUCUCAAGUAAAAGAACAAGGAAUGAAUAGUUAUAAACAAAAAUCUGUAAGAAAUGAAUGAAGUAAUUGUUUGUGUGAAGUGUUCAGAGAUUGAACCGAAGUAAUGUUAAUACAUUUGUGUGUGACGUAACACAUAGAUGACAGUGAUGUAUACGAACCAUUUAUCAUGUGGCCGAGCUAAGUAUUAUAGAAAAACUUUGAACGGAUAAUGAAAUCAGCUGACAAUAUAUUAUAUUACUUCCUUUCUCUAAACUAUAGCGGAAGACAAUCUAGAAUAUAAACUUGGGAGCAAAGAAUCGGAACCACUAGAAUGUUUUCUUUUUCAUUUCUUGGUAGAUAUGUAGAUGUUUUCCCAAGUAUUUUAUUAAUUGGUAACGUAUGUCCUAUAGAAGGCCAUUUAGUUACCUUUAAAAUGGGAGCAUUUUAUAUAUUUUUUUCUAAUUUUAUGAAGCGUUCGAUAAAAAGAAAAACUACGCUACUGGCUCCGUUUGUUUGCUCUCAAGUUCAGAUUGCAUUAUAUUUCCAAGGGCCUGUUUCACUAUGUCCGGAUAGUCGCUGUGCUACCACGUUUUGAACCCUUUGAGUACCGUCAUUAUACACACAACUAAAGAACAGGUUGCGGUCACCGGUGGCCUCGCGGUGUUUGCCAGUUUAAGAACGUAAUUUGUAUGAACUAUCUGCCACAUAAGUUUAUCAGGUACUUAUAUAGAGAUGGUGAAACAGGCGCUGAAUGUUCCAAGAGUUCGUUUUAGAUACUUAAUGUUGAAAUUGAUACAAUAAUAACUAAAAAUAAGAUGUUUUUAUCUUAUCAUUCCAAUGAAUUACGGAACUUAUUCGUAAAUGCGAUCAAUUUAUAUAUGUUUGGUACAAUGAGCCAAGUUAGUUCGUAUGUAGGUAAGAAAUGAUUGAUUUGUGCAGAGACAGUAGCUUUUGUCGUAUUAAAUAUUAUGUUUUUUAACGAAGCAAUAUCUCGUCUAACUAUUGGCUGGUUUAGUAGUCAACCAAUAGUUGCUGUCUCUGUACUUAAUGUAUAUUUUAACUGCAUACCAAAUAAUUUGGUGACUGUACACACGGCCACACAUCAAUCUAUACAAAACCAGUUUAUCCUGGUGUCGCGUCGCAUCAUCUUUCCGCACAUUUAACGUUCAGUUUAUACUGGUUAUGUAAAGCUCGAUGUGUAGCCGUGUGUAUAUUAAAUAUGUCACAGUUCAACGUAGUCUUACAUCUUGUCUCGGCCACAGAUCGUCCGAACAAUGACUUACACGUUUAGGCUUCCAUGAGAACGAAUAUUUUCUAUUGAAAUAUGUCCCAAUUUUAGGAUAAAUAUCAACGAUGGCUUCCGAUCAAUACAGCCUCCAUUUUGUAUAAUAUUUUUUCAGUGUGCCUCAUUGAGAGGAUUCCUUCGACGCAAUUCUUGGAAUCGCUUCAAUUUAGUCUCCCAAUGUAUAAAGAUCUCGUUUAUACGUAAUUUUUGAUAUUAUUAUUAGUGUUUAAUUGUUUAAGUGACGCGUCCGUAUGAGGUCGAAUUAAAAAAUAUAAAUAUGUACGUUGUAUACUUCAUCGAUACGUUGUUUUUGUACAAAACGAAUGUAAUAUAGGAGAAAAGUGUAUUAAAAGUCAUCGUUUAAGUUACAAAUUA